AAGAUGAAAUAUAAAGAAACAUUCUAUCGAUUGUCUUUGAAGAGUGAAGUGAGAGUCACUUGUUGUUGUGACUGAACUGAAGGAACAGAACAACCUCAACUCAAAACAUGAAUAGCCACAAAAUAUGCACCUCAACAUUCAACAUCACCACCACCACAACCACUUUUUUCCCUUUCAAUGAUAAUAAUCUUUGCACCACAAAUUUUCUCACUCCGUUCUUCCAAAACCACAAAACUAAACUUAUAGCUCAGAAUUUCAAACCCCAUAUUCUCCUAUGCGCUUCUCUUCCUAGCACACAAGCUAGUAGUACUUCAAUGGCUCAAGUGGAGGAGCAAGCAGAGACUGAAGUUGUAAAGGGUUACACUAUGACUCAAGUUUGUGACAAAAUGAUAGAUUUAUUUUUGAAUGAGAAAACCAAAUCAAAGGAAUGGAGGAAGUACUUGGUAUUUAGGGAGGAGUGGAAGAAAUAUAGGGAUAGCUUCUUCAUUAGGUGCCAAAGAAGGGCUGAUAUGGAGAACGAUACAACAAUGAAGGAAAAAUUCACUUCAUUAGGAAGAAGGUUGAAGAAGAUUGAUGAUGAAAUGGAAGGGCACUAUGAACUUCUCAAGGAGAUACAAGAUUUUCCAACCGACAUUAAUGCCAUAGUUGCACGAAGGCGUAAAGACUUCACAGGAGAAUUUUUCCGCUACCUCUCUCUUAUUGCAGAUACUAAUGACAGCUUGGAGGAUCGCGAUGGGAUUGCCAGACUGGGGGCAAAAUGCUUAUCUGCUGUCAGUGCAUAUGACAAUACUCUGAAGAAUAUGGAGACGUUAGAUGCUGCGCAGGCCAAAUUUGAUAAUAUCCUCAAUUCUCCUUCCAUUGACAUAGCUUGUAAGAAAAUCAAAAGCUUUGCAAAGGCAAAGGAACUUGAUUCUACGUUGAUAUUGUUGAUAAGCGGUGCUUGGGCUAAAGCAAAAGAAUCUACAACAAUGAAGAAUGAGGUGAAAGAGAUAAUGUACCAAUUGUACAAGACCACAAAGAGCAGCCUAAGGACUAUUGCUCCAAAAGAAAUAAAGCUACUCAAGCAUUUGUUAAACAUCAUAGAUCCUGAGGAGCGGUUCUCUGCAUUGGCAACGGCUUUCUCCCCUGGUGAUGAACGUGAUGCCAAAGAUCCUAAUGCUUUAUACACCACACCAAAGGAGCUGCACAAAUGGAUUCAGAUCAUGCUUGAUGCAUAUAAUCUGAACAAGGAAGAAUCAGAUUUGAGAGAAGCUAGGCAAAUGACUGAUCCUAUUGUUAUUCAGAGGUUGUGUAUCCUCAGGGAUACCAUUGAGAAGGAUUAUAUGGAAAACAACACAGUUCCGAAGUCUGAGACAGAAGAUGACUCUCUAUCAGAAGUCUUCUCAUAAUCAUUAGCAUUCAUUCUUGCCCGUUUGUGACCCCUUUUUUGAUCAAGAGAAACACAAGGCAGGGUUGAAGUGGAAAAAACAUGUGGAAUGUAAGAGGAAUGAAGCAGCUAACCCUUUCAAAUAUUUAUAGACUAGUGUAUGUUUGUCCUUUUUUAUUUAUUUAUAUAAGAUGACUUGUAUUAUUUCAUCAGGUUUCCAUUACAAAAUUUUGAAUUGACACUAAUCAUUUUGAGCAUGUGUAAUGUAGUAUAGGACCAGAAGUAGUUCCUUAUGUAUCUGUGUUUCUAGUUGAAUCAAUGAAGAUGUUGGGUAUAGAAAGUGAUCAGCUCCAACUUAGAUUUAGACUAUGUUUGGUAUCACGGUGAAAUUGAUGGUGUUAUUUCUUUCC
Messenger RNA from Trifolium pratense (red clover), 1776 nucleotides. RefSeq lists its product as uncharacterized. Gene Ontology annotation, cellular component: chloroplast envelope; chloroplast thylakoid membrane. The transcript is spliced from 6 exons. The coding region runs from base 108 to 1388 and encodes 426 amino acids. The record is from RefSeq and is a predicted model, not a curated record. Lineage: Eukaryota; Viridiplantae; Streptophyta; Magnoliopsida; Fabales; Fabaceae.